This is a messenger RNA of Penicillium malachiteum, 462 nucleotides long. RefSeq lists its product as uncharacterized. The record is from RefSeq and is a predicted model, not a curated record. The transcript has 2 exons. Lineage: Eukaryota; Fungi; Ascomycota; Eurotiomycetes; Eurotiales; Aspergillaceae. The coding region runs from base 1 to 462 and encodes 153 amino acids.
AUGGGACUUCUAAGAACUGCUCUUAUUGGCGGUAUCGCCUACAAGAUGGGCUCAAGCGAUAAACAAAGCAACAGCUCAUCCAAUUAUUCUCCACCACCUCCACCUCCUCAACAGUACUAUUAUGGUGGUUACCCGCCACAGCAGUAUGGACAACCUCCAUAUGGUGCACCACCUUAUCCUCCACAAGGACCUCCCUAUGAUCCUCGAUACGGUGGCUAUAAUUACCAGAGCCAGGGCCAGGGUUACGGAGGAUACGGUGCCAACGGUGGCUACGCACCACCCCAACAGUCUAGUCGUGGGAUCCAGGACCCCUAUGCAAACACAAGUGGUCCAUCACAGAACGCUCCGCCUCCCUACCAGCAAGAUCCUGCCCAGCAGAGCUAUCAGGGCUACCGAGACCACAGUGAGAAGUUGCCCGCAUACCACCAAGGCCAGGGGUACCAGCCUCGUCGACAGAAAUAG